This is a messenger RNA of Cyclocybe aegerita, 1170 nucleotides long. The record is from the annotation of a GenBank genome assembly. NCBI's taxonomy places the organism in Eukaryota, Fungi, Basidiomycota, Agaricomycetes, Agaricales, Hemipholiotaceae.
AUGUCUCGGAAUGAUAUGAUCAAGAAGCGAAUGGGACAGCUGGCGAAACUUCAUGACACCGGGGAAGGCAGACCUCUCGAAGAGCUCAAAAAGACAGAUGAAAUCUUGAAAGGGGUAGAGUCGCUGAGACUGAGAACCUUCUACUCAAGCAAUUGCAUGCAGCCACAGCGCGACCUCGACCCGUUCGGCCAGAUGUUGAUGCGGGGGGACAUUACUCUGGCCCAAUUCGACUUCCUAACUCGUACUGAGGAGAAAGUGCGCUCUGGAAUAGACUCGCAGGCGGCGAAGGCAGCUGUCUUGAAAGACCUAUAUGCACUGCGCUGGGGCCCGACCGUAGUGCCACUCUACAACCUGUUGGGCCUUCUUUCGCAGAUAAUUCCGGAACGCCGGGAGAAACACCUUGCACUUGCCAAGUUCUACAUUAGCGUCGGACUUCCAGUUGACGGACGCGACCUGUCGGGAACCACCGCUUUAUCCCAUUCCUUUUCCACGAAGCCGGGCUUCGACCUCGAGUACGCCCAGAUCCUGUGCGACGCAGGUGGAGAUGUCAACCACAGAAACCGAUACGGGGCUGCCGUAGCACAUGAGAUCGUCCAGGUGUACGACCCGCGUGAUCCUGCGGUCGUUCGUAAAACGACCAAGUCGCUCGAGUGGUUCCUGAGUCAUGGAGGUAGCGUGGACAUCGCGGACUCGGAUGGCAUGACUCCACGCUUCAUAUGUACCCGGUUGAAGGGUGUCAUCCCGGGGCUCUUAAAGCUUAUGGAGCAAGAGGACGAAAGGCGAAAGUUGAAAGGGGCAUCGGCAUGCACGUUGUGCGGGCGCGAGGACCAGAAGCUCCUUGCGUGCAGCAAGUGCAAGCAGGCGAGAGACUGCAGUCCUCAGCUCCGGGCGUGUCAGAAACUUGAUUGGCCGAAACAUAAGCUUAGUUUCAUGGACCCCAUGGGUCUCAGGUCGUUUGCUGUCCGCGGCAUCUGCAGAGUAGAUCAUUGCACACUCAGCGACUAUGAUCGAACCCAGUACGUGUUGGUUCACAGUGGCUCACUUACCCAUGAGUUCACCCAGAGUCGCCCGAUCGAGGUGUUCUCGAUCACGUCAAUUACGCUCAUGCCAGCAUGCCAGCCCAAGACUGCUCGUGUAAAACGGCCUCGAUUACUCGGUAUCGAACCCUAA